AUAACUUCUGGGGAGUGCAGAAGGCCCAGUGUGUAAUGACAGUGCAGAUACAGGCGACCUUUAAAAGGUGCCCAAAAGACCUGAAAGCCAUAAGAGAAGUCCAUUAGUGGGUCCAGCGUUGAAGGAAGCCCUCUGAUCUGAUGCUAUCAGUGCUGCAGGGCAGAGAAAGUGAACACGACAAAUCCUAUCAGGCAGCACGGACUGAAAAACAGGAUGACUAUCAGCACAAAGUGCUCCAAAGCACGUACUCACGUAAUGCCACACCAACACAUCCAGGUAUAAAAGAGGGGAGCACCUUUGGGUUUACCACUGACAAAGGUGGACCUUCCACAAACGGGUAACGAUGGAACAGAAGAGAAAAGAAAAUGGAGUGGCUGCUAUGGCGGUCUGCUAUGAGAAAUUCGAUCCUGCAGCAUAUCUGCAGUACAACUACACUCCACCGAGGGCUGAUUUUACCAGAAAAGACAGCAUUGUACCCUGGAAGCUGGCAUGUCUGCACAGAGCGUUCACAGAAGGUGAUGUGAAGGGUGAGCUCCUGGUAGACAUCGGUUCUGGUCCCACUCUGUACCAGGUGCUGAGUGGCUGUGAGGUUUUCAGAAAAGUUCUGCUGACAGACUUCCUGGAUGUGAACAGGCAGGAACUGAAGCGCUGGCUGAGGGACGAGGGAGGAUGUAGUCUGGACUGGACGCCAUACUUACAGCACGUCUGCAAACUGGAGGGCCGGCGACCCUCAGAGUGGACGGAAAAAGCUACCCAGCUGCGUCGGGUCGUCACAGACGUCGUCCCCAUCGACGUCCACUGCUCUCAACCUCUGGCCCCUGAUGUCCUUCCUCCAUCGGGGGCCGACUGCCUGGUCUCCUGCUUCUGCCUGGAGAGCGUCAGCCCCGACUUACCUACCUUCACCAGAGCUCUGGGACACACCCGGAAGCUCCUCCGGCCCGGGGGUCACCUGCUGCUCAUCGGAGCCCUCGGAGAGAGCUACUAUUUUGCAGGACCUGAUGUGAGGAUCCCUGUAGUCCCGCUGGACGAAGCCCAGGUGUGUGCCAGCUUAAAGGAGAGCGGCUACACUCUGAUUCGUCUGGAGGUGUACACGCUCCCUCCAGACAUGAGGGUGGGAGUGGAUGAUGUGACAGGUGUCUUUUUUCUAAAGGCAGUCAAUCAAUGAGUUGGUGAAAUCGAAAAAAAAAAAAAAAUGCUUUU
Molecule: messenger RNA, 1200 nt
Organism: Oryzias melastigma (Indian medaka)
Lineage: Eukaryota; Metazoa; Chordata; Actinopteri; Beloniformes; Adrianichthyidae
Product: phenylethanolamine N-methyltransferase
Exons: 3
Coding region: 344-1165 (273 amino acids)
Cellular component (GO): cytosol
Molecular function (GO): phenylethanolamine N-methyltransferase activity
Source: RefSeq, a predicted model, not a curated record